UGUGGUGAAAGGACUGUUUGUCAUUUUUAGCUUAUAACAGAUGAAGUCAAUAUUUCCUCUCCCCACUACGUGGCCGUAGUGACUAUCCCCCCAUGAUGAAAAGUCUGGGUGGGGUGGGGGAGAAGCGGAGGGGCUUAUGUUUUAUAAGAGGCGAGAUCAAAAAUUUAAUGCUCAGAACGACUGAGAGAACUUCACGAGCUGGAAACUUCAUAUACCCCACGCCUGCUGCGUGAGCAACACUGCUUUGAUUCGACACUCCGCUAUCUGAUCAGAAAAGGAGUAAGAUUACUGAGCAGGCUGUAAAGGUUUGCACUGACAGAAUCAAGACUCAACUUCUGAAGAGCAAACCCAAAGCGGAAUACUGAAGAUGAAGUCGGGCCUGGUUGUAGCCACUCUUCUCUGCUUCACCACCUGGAUGAACUUGGCCCAUGCCAGACCUGCAGAAAGCUGUUGUGUCUCAUGGUCCAAAACCAGAGUCUCACUUGACCGAAUUGUGAAUUAUGCCAUUCAGUCUGAAGAUACUUGUCGCAUCAAAGCAGUACGGUUACGGACCGUGCUUGGAAAGACAAUCUGUGCCAAUCCAGACGCUGACUGGACAAAAAAAGCAAUUGAGAAGGUGGACAGGGAGAGGUUCACAAGUGACAUGGCACCAACAGGAUCCACACCAGCAACAUCCACACCAGCAACAUCCACUGCACCCCCAACAUCAGAAAAGAUCCCUCAAAAGGAUGUCACUUUGGGAAAGGACACGCAAGAGGGAGGAACAAGGAGCAGUGAAAAUGUGUCCGAGAAAUCCCCCCCAAAUUAAAGCUUACUAAAAUCAGGAAAUGCCACUCUACUUAGCUUUACCGCUCUUGCUAUAUUUCAUCAUUAAAGUUAAAAAAAAGGAAUAAUAUAGCUACAUAGUAUAAUAUAAUAUAUAUAUAUAUAUAAAUAUAAAUGUCAGUUUGUCAUGUUUCAUUGUCAUAAAUAUGUUUGUUUUAAAAAAGUGUAUAUUUAAAGCUUUCCCACUAUCAAUUAAAGUUACUUUUAAGCAAA
This is a messenger RNA of Oreochromis niloticus (Nile tilapia), 1038 nucleotides long. Its product is annotated as eotaxin. The transcript is spliced from 3 exons. Gene Ontology annotation, cellular component: extracellular region. The record is from RefSeq and is a predicted model, not a curated record. Lineage: Eukaryota; Metazoa; Chordata; Actinopteri; Cichliformes; Cichlidae. Bases 368 to 808 code for a protein of 146 amino acids. Gene Ontology annotation, biological process: immune response. Gene Ontology annotation, molecular function: chemokine activity.